This is a messenger RNA of Ectocarpus siliculosus, 3171 nucleotides long. NCBI's taxonomy places the organism in Eukaryota, Phaeophyceae, Ectocarpales, Ectocarpaceae. The record is from the annotation of a GenBank genome assembly.
AUGCCAAGCGGUACGGGCAAGGACGUUGCAAAUGGCGGCAACUCGGUGGAGGAGAAGAACAGGGUCGCCUUGGUGGCCGUCUCGUCUUCCCUGAGCUACUCCUUCUGCUCGGUCUCGAUGGUCAUGUCUAACAAGCUGUUAGCGUUCACCUAUAAAUCAGACAUGGCGUUUCUCGUGGUGGUGGGGCAAUGCUUGGUGGCGACGAUUCUGGUGGAAGCCGUCCGACGUAUGGGAUACGCGUCCUAUGACCCCUUCAACUUCUCCACCGCCCGGCGAUGGCUGCCAGUGAGCAUAUGCUUCAGCGCCAUGCUGUUCACGAGCUUCAAGGCUCUGGAAGUCAUGAACGUUCCCAUGGUAACGGUGUUCAAGAACCUGACGAAUAUUGUCAUCGUCACGGGAGACUGGUGGUUCUUUCAGCAGGCAGCAUCGUGGUUGGUGAUGUUCAGCAUGGCCGUCAUGGUCUUCGGUGCUCUCUUUGCGUCGUACAACGACCUCGAUUUCAACCCGUGGGGGUAUUUCUGGAUGGUGGCGAAUUGCUGCACGACGGCGGGCUAUGUGUUGUACAUGAAGCACGCGACGAAGUCCAUCAAGCUCCCGAGGUUCGGCAUGGUGUUUUACAACAACCUCCUGACGACUUGCCUCCUCACCCCGGCGGCGUUCAUGAUGGGUGACUUCACGAUCUUCUGGACCACACCGCAGCUUCGCACCGUCACGUACAUGACCGCUCUCCUGUUCUCAGGUGUUGUGGGGGUAUUGCUGAACUUUGCAUCCUUGUGGUGCGUCGGGGCGACCUCUGCCACCACCUACGCCGUGGUGGGAUCGGUCAACGUGAUUCCGACGGCGCUUUUGGGGUAUCAGCUGUUCGAUAGCGCGAUUAGCACACAGAUGGGAGAGUUCAUGUUGGUGAGCAUGAUAGGCGGCUUCAUGUACUCCUUUGCGAAGCUUCAGGAAAAGCGAAGUUUGGAGCGGACACGCCCACCGGUGAUGCCCCUGCCAUCUCCGACGUCGGCACUGGAGUCGCACAUGUCAAAAGCAGAGAAGCUCUUGCUUGAACCAACCACAAAAGCGGACCAAACGGCGGAUCACAACGCCUAAGAAGUCUCAAGAAAUUUGAAGUGGAGGCGCCUCCCCGCUGCCACACGACCAUGUGUCUGGGGAGAAGCCGAGGUGGCAUUUUCGACGAUUCGACCCGGUCGAGCUGUGGUUGCGGUGGAGGGCCCGGAAGACGAGGCAUCUCCAUUCGGGAGAGCAUGAGCGCAAGAGAACAAAGGUGCCACAUGUAUGCAUAAGCUUUGGUGCCAAUGCCGACAUUUCUUAAGCGGUUUCUCCACACCGCAUGCCGACAUCGGCUGAUUGCGUAGCGGAAACUACAGGUGAAAAACAUGUUCAAUUAUGCAAGUUGGCGGGUGCAGCAGUCGGGUAGCCGCAGGUGGGACCGUGCAUGUAGACGAAACGUGGCGUGAGUGUGUGUGUCGUUUAGGUGGCGUGUUUUGCUUUGAUUUACCGGGGGGGGGGUCGGAUCGGAACGGGGCUGUUGUUUUUGUUGUCGUUUGUGGUUGGUCGGUCUUUCACCCUUCCCUGCCCCCACCCUUGUCUUGAUUUCAUGUUUCUUUAAUCGGGAAGGUACAGUGAGCUCUGGUCGGUGAAUGGUUGGCCGAAACGCCCAGCGUUGAUGUAUGUUCACUCCCCUAGUCGCUCUCGGUUACCUUGGUAUCUAUACUUUGUCUAGGGAUGAGGCGUGGGAGGGGGUGAGGGAAGGUCGUCAAUUCAUUGCCGAACUGGGAUGAUGUUCGGUAGCCACGCGUGCAUGGCUCGCCGAAUGGGUGCGCUGUUGUAUGUGGUAUUCUAGUCUUCUGUGUUAUCUGUCACUUGUCCUUGUCGUAAGCUAUGAGGUUGUCUUGUCCUUGUCGUCUGAUUAACAGCUGGCUCUGUGCUGACCCUUGUCUUGAUGGUGUGAUGCGUCACGUGAUGACCAUGCCACUUCAUUCCCAUAUGCCCCCCUGCGGUCUAAGUUGGCUCCGGGAGCUCAGGGGUGGGCCCGCUAGGCUGCUGAGCGUUUGUUUCUUCUCUUGUGUCUAGUUUGUGUUCAGAAGGGUGUUCGGUGGUUGUCGAUUACAACAUGAUGAAUGGUUCGGUGCCUUUGGAAGCGGACUUUGGGAUGCGUUCAAUGGCACACGUUUCGACCGGCCUGGGCAAUGAAUGACACGAUAGGCGUAGACCGAAAAUCAGCAUAUUCCUCUGAUCACUUCUUGCUCAUUAGAACAUUGUGGAUCGACAACCUGACACUGGGAAAGCUAACGUAGGGUCCAACCGUUAGCUGGUUGCUGUGCUUUUUUGUAUUUGUUGCGAGGGUUGGGAUCGCCCGUGUAGACUAUUUCUGUUAUUCUUGUCCGUGGCGAUGGGUCGUUUUUGGGGGCGGUUAGGGUGCUGGACCGAAUUUUGCUGAGAAGCCUCCAUGAUGCAAGAUCCGUAAGUUAUUGCCAACCCUCACAUUCAAUCGCUGAUCGUCUGUGACCUGCCUUGGCGUGUGCCCUUCGGCGAUUUAUGGUUGGGCAAGGCCUAUCGAGCUUGCCCGUGGCACCCGAUGUUGUUGUUGGAGCUUCUUGCCCCUUCCUGUCAUGUCGCUUGGUGUGCCUGGCUGCUCUGUCUUGCCUGCUGCGUUGGUAUCCCGACCUCUGCUGUUGCAGGCGCCUGCUGCCGUGUAUGUGUUUGUUGUAUUGGCAGUCAACGGUUUGAUGCUGGUGCUGGAUGUCCGCAGGCAGUUCUUCGUUCUUCUUAGGGAAGGGAAGGGAAGGGUGUGAGGGGUAGCGGUGCCAAUGAAUUGCAGACUUGGAGUAUCAUUUCGGUGCCCGCCCGGACGAGACUGUACGGGCAUGCAUUCUUUGAGCGAUCUCUUCUAUUGAACCGCUUGAGGUGUGAUUCAGGCUCUUCAGCGCCUACGCUAGGUAGGAUCAAUCGUAGGUAUGCACCUGUUUUGCAUCCCGGUGAACGUUCCGUUCCGCUAUACGUAUUCGGUUUGAAGAGACCAAUUUUUUCGACGCACGCAUGUACAUGGGUUCGAUUGGGGUGUGCACGGGACGCGUGUUCUCUCGAUCGCUGCGUGUAGCCUGAGCUAAAGAAGAUUGGUGACGGUUGCUUGAUUUAGUCACUCACGGUAUGUAAAGUAUGACA